UUCACAACCGAUCUCUCAGUUACGAAAAGGACAAAAGGAGCGCUUCGGCAAACCUCGCUCGCACCUCACAGCCUGUGAAAAACGAGGACCAGGAAACGCUAAAAAAGAGAUCCUCGCGUUUUUUCCUCACCGCGAAUUCGAGUCUCGGCCGCGACCGACGACACGCAUGGACUGAACCUGCGGAGGAUCUUUCGUUUGGGUCGCCGGAGUCGCCUCCGCAACAAGAUGACUGGUCGCGAGCUGCUGCUUUUUUUGGUGCCACUUUUAUUCGCACUGUCCGACGGUGGGCAGUGCCCACCUUCUUUUCAGAACAAAUGUUGGUGCGGGCGAAUGCAGUACCAAGGGCUGUCGGACAUGUACGUGGUCAACUGCACAAGCCAAUUCUUCAGCGACACCCACAUGCUCACCGCGCUGCCUCCAGAGACGCAGGUUUUGAUCUUCACUGGGAACCACAUUCCUGAGCUGCCGUGGAACAUUUUCGGCACCGAAGACGAAAUGGAAAAUCUGAAAGUGAUCGACAUGAGCAACAACGGCAUUCGCUCAAUCCGCGGCAAGACCUAUCACCGCGCCACAAAGGUGGAGCGUCUCAUCCUCAACUACAACGAGAUCACCCUGACGGAGGACGGCGGCCACCCGCGUCUCCUGACAGGGUUUCCCAACCUUCGCGAGCUGCACCUGACCGCUGCUUUCGCGGCGCCGGACGACAAAGCUCUUCCGUUCGAACAACUCUCCGCCCUGAAGAAAAUUCUGGAGACGGCCAAUUUGACGCAGCUGGUCAAAAUCCAUCUUGAACAAAACCAGAUCGCCUCACCCUUGCCCUCAGACUUUUUCUGCAGUUUGGAAAACCUCCUGGAUCUGCAUUUAGGCGACAACUGGCUGACGGACAGUUCGUUGCCGCGCAUUUCCUGUCUCAAGCGGCUCAGGUUCAUCGACCUGGGACGCAACCGGCUGCGAGCCCUGAGUCCUCAGGUGACCAGUGACCUGGAAAAGUUGCCGGAGCGGCACCAGCAGUUGAUACUGGACCUGGGCGGCAAUCCGUUGUCCUGUGAGGAUUUCUGUGUGGGUGCUUUUGCCCAUUGGCUCGGCGCUACCAACGUGACGGUGCGAAACCGGGACAGUCUGCGGUGCGUCAAUGUGGGGCAAGUGCCGUGCAGCAAGGCCGUCCUGGACGCGGCGAGGAACAACGGCGGCCACAGCGCCGCCGCCCUGGUGCUCGGAGUGCUCUUGGCAGGGCUGAUCGUCACCCUAGGCGUGGCGCUCUACCUGAACCGAAACUCGCUCACCUACCAGCUGAGUCCCCUGGUGGACACUGCCGGACGCAAGGUGCGCUACACCAGCAUCGACAAGCCCGAGGAGCAGGAGAUGAACGUGUGAUGAUUAUUGACCGCCGGACUGAGUUAACCUAGCCAUCGUACUCUAAUUUCCACUCUUUUUAGCUUUUUUAACAACUUAACAUUGUUGUAGUAUCAUGGUGUGUUCAUUUUUACACGAAGUCGCAGACUGUCCGUCCGCUUUACUAUUUAACCUCGUCUGUAUUGGCCAUUGUUGAUUUUAAUAAAGCAUUCUAUACUUAUUUAACU
Messenger RNA from Neocloeon triangulifer, 1580 nucleotides. Its product is annotated as toll-like receptor 9. The record is from RefSeq and is a predicted model, not a curated record. Gene Ontology annotation, molecular function: protein binding. Gene Ontology annotation, cellular component: membrane. The coding region runs from base 226 to 1374 and encodes 382 amino acids. The transcript has 4 exons. NCBI's taxonomy places the organism in Eukaryota, Metazoa, Arthropoda, Insecta, Ephemeroptera, Baetidae.